Messenger RNA from Trichosurus vulpecula (common brushtail), 1929 nucleotides. Its product is annotated as inactive rhomboid protein 1-like. NCBI's taxonomy places the organism in Eukaryota, Metazoa, Chordata, Mammalia, Diprotodontia, Phalangeridae. Gene Ontology annotation, cellular component: endoplasmic reticulum membrane. Gene Ontology annotation, biological process: regulation of epidermal growth factor receptor signaling pathway; regulation of protein secretion. Gene Ontology annotation, molecular function: serine-type endopeptidase activity. The record is from RefSeq and is a predicted model, not a curated record.
AUGACAACCCCCUACAGCCCACUUUCCUCUUCAAGAGGCCCCCUCCCAAGGCCUGCCAGCUCUUUGCUAACAAGCACUUACAGACUCUGCCCUCCUGCUGCUCCAGCCCAUUCAGAGCUGUGUUCAGCUAUUCCAUUAACACAGAGUGGGGGGCAGACACCAAAUGUAGCAGAGGUGGUCAGUGAACUUAACUAUACACAGGACAAGGAUUUAAAAGGAUUUAAAGCCCUGGACAAGAGCGAGCUGGAAAAGAGCCAUCUGAUGCUACCACUGGAGUGGGCGUGGCGGAAGCAGAAGGAGGGUGCAGCUGUAGCUCCCCAGCCCAAGGUGCGGCUACGGCAGGAGGUGGUGAGUGUGGCAGGGCUACGGCGGGGUCAGCACAUUGCCGUGCCAGUCAGGAAGCUGUUUGCCAAAGAGAAGAGGCCCUACGCACUGGACAUGAUGGGUUGGCUCACCAAUCGCACCUAUCGGAAGCGCAUAGACAGCUACGUUAAGCGGCAAAUUGAGGACAUGGAUGACCACAGGCCCUUCUUUGCCUACUGGCUGACCUUCGUCCACUCCCUCAUCACCAUCCUGGCCGUGUGUAUCUACGCCAUUGCUCCCGUUGGCUUCUCUCAGCAUGAGACAGUAGACUCGGUCCUGAGGAAGAGAGGGGUUUAUGAGAAUGUUAAGUACGUGCAACAGGAGAACUUCUGGAUCGGGCCAAGUUCAGAGGCACUCAUCCACCUCGGGGCCAAGUUCUCCCCAUGCAUGCAGCAGGACCAGCAAGUACACAACUUCAUCCAGGCCACUCGGGAGCAAGAAAAGCACUUGGCCUGCUGUGUGCGGAAUGACCGAUCGGGCUGUGUGCAGACUUCUGAGGAGGAGUGCUCUUCCACGCUGGCUGUAUGGGUGAAGUGGCCUAUUCACCCCAGCACUCCGUACCUGACUGGGAACAAGAGGCAAUUUGGGUCUGUCUGCCACCAGGAUCCCAGGGUAUGUGAUGAGCCUUCCUCAGAGGACCCACAUGAAAGGCCAGAUGACAUCGCUAAAUGGCCGAUCUGCACCAAAAACAGCGCUGGGAACCACACUAACCACCUCCACAUGGACUGUGCCAUCACCAGGAGGCCUUGCUGCAAUGGUACCAAAGGAAGGUGUGAAAUCAUCUCUCAGGAAUACUGUGACUUUAUGAGGGGCUAUUUCCAUGAGGAGGCCACAUUGUGCUCCCAGGUGCACUGCAUGGAUGAUGUCUGUGGUCUUCUGCCCUUCCUUAACCCCGAGGUUCCUGACCAGUUCUAUCGUCUCUGGCUCUCCCUUUUCUUACAUGCUGGGAUCUUGCACUGCCUGGUGUCUGUCUGCUUCCAAAUGACGAUCCUUAGGGACCUGGAGAAGCUAGCUGGAUGGCACCGAAUAUCUAUCAUCUACCUUCUGAGUGGUAUCACAGGCAACCUGGCCAGUGCCAUUUUCCUGCCCUACCGGGCUGAGGUUGGUCCCACAGGCUCCCAGUUUGGCAUCCUUGCCUGCCUUUUUGUGGAGCUGUUCAAGAGCUGGCAGAUCCUGGCUCUGCCCUGGCGAGCCUUCUUCAAGCUUCUGUCAUUGGUGCUGUUCCUCUUCACCUUUGGUCUCCUGCCCUGGAUUGACAACUUUACCCACAUCUCUGGCUUCAUCAGUGGCUUCUUCCUUUCCUUUGCCUUCUUGCCCUACAUAAGCUUUGGCAAGUUUGACUUGUAUUGAAAACAGUGCCAGAUCAUCGUCUUCCAGAUCAUCUUCCUGGGGCUCCUCUCUGGCCUGGUGAUCCUUUUCUACUUCUACCCAAUCCACUGUGAGUGGUGCGAGUUCCUCAUAUGCAUCCCCUUCACAGACAAGUUUUGUGAGAAAUAUGAAUUGGAUGCUCAGCUCCACUGAUCCAGGGCCAUGGGAGGUGGAACUUGGAAGGUGCCCGAAGUGGUG